Messenger RNA from Mustela erminea (ermine), 1036 nucleotides. It is a transcript of the gene BCDIN3D, whose product is annotated as BCDIN3 domain containing RNA methyltransferase. Gene Ontology annotation, biological process: negative regulation of pre-miRNA processing; miRNA metabolic process. NCBI's taxonomy places the organism in Eukaryota, Metazoa, Chordata, Mammalia, Carnivora, Mustelidae. The record is from RefSeq and is a predicted model, not a curated record. Gene Ontology annotation, cellular component: cytoplasm. Gene Ontology annotation, molecular function: O-methyltransferase activity; RNA methyltransferase activity.
GGCCGGUUCCCGACUUCCGGUUCCGCCGGGACCCGGAGGCCAGACCGACUAAUGGCGGCGUCCAUGGAAAAGGCCACCGGGGGCGUUGAAGAGGCCGCGACAGAAGAGGAACCGCGAAUUCUGGAACCCGGGGCAGCCCCGUUUGGAAACUUCCCUCAUUAUUCCCGCUUCCAUCCUCCAGAAGAACGGCUCCGCCUCCUGCCCCCGGAGCUGCUUCGCCGGCUCUUUCCUCAGAGUUCCGAAACGAGGCCGAUCCUGGGGCUCGACGUGGGGUGUAACUCUGGGGAUCUGAGUGUGGCUCUAUACAAACACUUCCUUUCCCUACGUGAUGGGGAGACCUGCUCAGAUGCCUCAAGAGAACUCCACCUACUCUGCUGCGACAUAGAUCCAGUCCUGGUGGAGCGAGCUGAAAAAGAAUGCCCUUUUCCUGAUGCCCUGACCUUUAUCACCCUGGACUUUAUGAAUCAAAGGACCCGGAAAGUUCUCUUGAGCUCUUUCUUAAGCCAAUUUGGACGUUCAGUUUUUGACAUUGGCUUCUGCAUGUCAGUAACCAUGUGGAUUCAUCUGAACCACGGGGACCAUGGCCUGUGGGAGUUCUUGGCCCACCUUUCCUCCCUUUGCCGCUACCUCCUUGUGGAGCCACAGCCCUGGAAGUGUUACCGGGCAGCUGCACGGCGUCUCCGGAAGCUGGGUCUUCAUGAUUUUGACCACUUCCGUUCCCUUACCAUCCGAGGUGAUAUGGCCAGUGAGAUUGUGCAGAUCUUAACCCAGGACCAUGGCAUGGAAUUAGUUUGCUGCUUUGGCAACACCAGCUGGGACCGAAGCCUUCUGCUCUUCAGGGCAAAAGAAACAGAGACUCAUCCAAUUCCUGAAUUACUGACAGAGGAAGGGAAAGAAAGGAAUAGAUUAGGCUACUGGAGACAGUGAGAUGGGACGGUGGGAAGACCAGGAAAGAGGUAUUGAAAGGGCGUUUUACUAAGAAUUAAGUUAACUUAAUUCAUGAUUGUGAGGCAGCCUCAAAAGGUGGCAGAUUUUG